Messenger RNA from Camelina sativa (false flax), 921 nucleotides. Lineage: Eukaryota; Viridiplantae; Streptophyta; Magnoliopsida; Brassicales; Brassicaceae. The record is from RefSeq and is a predicted model, not a curated record.
AUGCGGGAAUCUACGAUGUACCCGAAGUCAAGAGGUAUAAAAGUUCUCUUGGUACAGCCUCAUGAUGAGGCCGCAUCUCAACAGCUUUUUCGUACUCCAGAGUCAAUAUCUAAUUUAGUUAGAGUAAAGCCGGUUGUGAACCAAACUGCAAGUUUUUACCAAGAUUUCUCUGCUCUUGAGAAAUUGGGUUAUUAUUCUGAUUGUCUGGUGAAUAUCAAUGCUUAUUGUGAGAAGAGUAUUGGCUCAAGGGAUGAAUUGUACGAUGCGGGAAUCUACGAUGUACCCGAAGGAGAUAGACAUAUUAGGGUUAACUUAAUGUUAAAUCUAAUGCUUCUUACGGCAACGUUCUAUUCUAAGAACAACCCAAAACUUUUGAUGGUGAUCUCAAAAAACCUCCCAAAUGACACUGAGUUUGCCAGGGUUGUUGGUGCUUUGCAGUCAAGAGGUAUAAAAGUUCUCUUGGUACAGCCUCAUGAUGAGGCCGCAUCUCAACAGCUUUUUCGUACUCCAGAGUCAAUAUCUAAUUUAGUUAGAGUAAAGCCGGUUGUGAACCAAACUGCAAGUUUUUACCAAGAUUUCUCUGUGCCUACCACAUACGUGGAUGCGCCUAAGACAGGUGUAUUCUGGGACGCCCAGGAUUCACCACUCCCUAAUCAUCUUGAUCCUGAAUCCAUCUUUCAGAGUAUCAAAUCAGCACUUGAGGGAAAAGGUUAUUUUGCUUACAUAUCAAUAUGGGUUUAUGCUGACGAGAAGAUAACCUUCUCGAAUGAAUUACUGAAUGAGUAUCGCAAGUCUGACAUCUACUUCCUUCCCAAAGUUCCAGGGGAUAAAAAUCUGAGAUAUGAUAGGAUGUUACAUGACAUUUUUUUAUGGGAAAUAGACACACCUGGGGGACAUGCUGGUCCAUCAAAUAUGUUUUAA